CUCUCUGUGUGCCUCAUCCUGCCAUCCAGCCUGUCAGAUCAGCUGGGCCUGGCACUGUGUAGGAGAGAAAACAGCCAGAGAGAGGAAGCCAGAAAGGAGAGGAAGCCCUAAAGAUACCUGCUUAAGAAGAGCCUGCUGUGUAGACCCACAUCCUCUGCCAGAGCCUUGAGUAAGCCAUAGAGCGCUCGACUCUGUCCGCCCUCCUCCCGUCCCCCCCUCCGGCUCACCCAGCAAGAAAAGGCGUAACCGUCUGGCAUCGUUCCAGGAUCAGAACCGACCCCCUGAGGGGGGGGGGAACAGCAAAGAAAUUCUUCAGGUAGGAUGGAAGAAGGAAGAAGCCCAGGCGUCUGGCUGGCUGGACUGCACUGGUUUUAGCCUUCUGGUCUGAUGUUGCUCGGGAAGUCUGUUUUCUACCAAAGACGGAUCUGAAUCUGCUCCUGGGGAGAAUCAUGAAGGAUCCCACACUCCCGGAUCUCUUUUGGAAGAGUUUUCUCUUUGCAGUGGUGCUGCUUUGCCUAUGGAUCCCACCCGCCGCAGGGACCAUGGGCAGGCUUUCCGUCGUCUCCAUUCCCGAAAUCCCAAUGGAGGGCCAGAACGUCACCCUUUCGGCAGAAAACGUGACGGGCACCAUCCGGGAGAUCAGCUGGUUCCGAGGGCCGACGACCGAUGGGGCCUCCAGGCUCUUCAGCUACUUCCCAGGGAACAGCCGCCCGCAACGCAAUGGGAACCAGAACACCCAGCGGGAAUUUGGCUUCCCCAAUGGCUCCCUUCUCAUCACCGGGGUCCAGCCCAGGGAUGCCAAACAAUACAUCGUCUUAAUCCUGCUCCGACCGAAAGGGAUUCUCAGGGGGGCCCUCGAGCUUCAAGUAGCAGGCUCGGCAACCACUCCACGGCCAACGACGCCCACCACGCAGAUGCCGUCCGUCAAGGAGCAGCCACGCGCCCCUUUGAUGCUGGGGUGGAUCGUGGCCGGAGUCGUGGUGGGCAUCUUGCUAGCCGGGGCCCUUGGUGCUAUCCUGGUCUACCGGUUUGUCUUAUACAAAACAGAGCCUGGCCCAGGGGUGACAGGAAAACUGGAUCCAAGAGGGAAAAAAACGCUAGCACCCAAACAUGGUGAUAAGGAACCUAUCUACGAGGUGAUGGAUUCACCUGUAGAAUCACCACAGACUGGAGGGAAGGAACCACCUCCCAUAUUGGGGCCUCUCCCUACUCUGCCAGGUCCUGGCGCGAACCUGGACCCAAAUUAUAUGGAACUGCUGCGCAGGACAGAAUCAAUUUACUCGGAGAUUAAGAGGUGAUGCUCUGUGUCAGAAGGUGACGUCUCUCCCCGACCCAUCAGCUCCUCCUGCUCCAGAAGAAAGGACUCAUUCUAUUAUCCUGGAAUGCCAAUACUCCGUCUCCUAUGUUUCUGCAUGGCCUUGUCUUCUGUGAAUGAAAUUAUUAUUUGUGAGAACAGCAUCCAAACCAUGGUUAAGUUCAAGGCUUAACCGGAGCUGCUGCAACUGUCUCUCAAGGGAAUUGAUGGAAUUUGUUGCAGACAAGACAAAACUGUCUCUUUUCUUCGGUUCACAAAAUGGACCGUUCAUGUGAACUAGAGGGCCAGCCCUCACCCGUACACCUUUGAUGCUGAUACAUACAUUUAUCAUGCAGAAAAAGGCUCUAUGUUGUUCCUUGUGAAUAUGUUCUCAACUACAACCUGCAAUGGUCCUCAUCAUCUAUUUUUUUUCUUCUUCUUCUUCCUGGAGAGCCGUUCUGAGAUAUGGCGGAGAAGCAGUGGACCCAGGGUGGCCCGUGCAGCCUGGGGAGAAUGGGAGUUGUAGUCCAAGGUGCCAGGUUUGGCUUCCCUAAUCUUUUUCCUCGGAUGAGCCACAGACGGAGAUCUUUACAAGCGGUUCAAAAGUGGUGGUGUAGAGACACCCAGCCCAGUUUAUUGUGCCUCUGAAUGACACAUGGUAUGCUUAAACGGAUUUAUCUCUAUCUGGAAAAGCUGCAUUCCAUUAAAAAAAAAAAAAACACAACCCCACACAACUUAAUUUCUCUGGCUUUUGUUAUCAUAUAUGGUGCUUAUCUUGACUGAUCAGAGUAUACCUUUAGAGAAGAUUGCAGAGCACUGGGGAGAUAAGAUAGGUGUGUUGUUAUAAUUCUGGGUUUUGUGUUUACUGGGAAAUUCCCAGUCAUUGGGAGAAAAAUAAAUGUUAGGGUCAGAACAUACAGAAUGGACUGUUUUCUCUGUUCCUGAUGCCCUCCAGGUAUGACAUUAUUACUGAAGACAUCUGGAAGGAGCACUGAAUCAGGGCAAAUUGGGGUAAGGCGUCUGCAAUCGCAGCAGUGUUCCAGAGAUGGACAGUAAUUUCGGAAGAUCCUUGAGAAAUCAGACUUGCAAAUAAAGUCUGUGUUAACGACUGGAAGGGAAAAAAAACACCCCAACCUUUUCUGCUACCUAUAAUAGGAGGUAUAAAAAUUUCCUGGUGAGAUGAGCAGAAAGUUCCAACCCUCAAGGAAGGCCGUCUCUGAAAGCUGUGCCCUGUGUUCGACUUGGCCAAAAUCACGUUGUCCAGAAAACCUGGAUCGAAUCCAGAGCGACUCUAACAAGCUGUUGACCAAGGAGAACCCAAACAGCUUCUUUGUAAAGCAGGGCUGCAUCCACACCACCGCUUUUAGAACGGGAGUAGAUAUCAGGUGCUUUGGGCUACAAUUCCAAAAAAAUCUCUUAUUUUUGGACAUAGUGGAUGAGAUUCAUAUAUGUUUAUUGUGUGCCUUCAUGUCAGUUCUGACUUUCGGU
Messenger RNA from Pogona vitticeps (central bearded dragon), 2782 nucleotides. RefSeq names its product CEA cell adhesion molecule 19. The record is from RefSeq and is a predicted model, not a curated record. NCBI's taxonomy places the organism in Eukaryota, Metazoa, Chordata, Lepidosauria, Squamata, Agamidae.